Messenger RNA from Penicillium canescens, 1563 nucleotides. RefSeq names its product sugar porter family MFS transporter. Gene Ontology annotation, biological process: transmembrane transport; carbohydrate transport. Gene Ontology annotation, cellular component: membrane. The record is from RefSeq and is a predicted model, not a curated record. NCBI's taxonomy places the organism in Eukaryota, Fungi, Ascomycota, Eurotiomycetes, Eurotiales, Aspergillaceae. Bases 1 to 1563 code for a protein of 520 amino acids. The transcript is spliced from 3 exons. Gene Ontology annotation, molecular function: carbohydrate:proton symporter activity.
AUGGGCUAUACGAUUACCAACAUUUAUGUUAUCACCACGGUGGCCGUCAUCGGCGGUGCAUUGUUUGGUUUUGAUAUUGCUUCCAUGUCUGCCAUUCUCGGUACCCAGCAAUACAAAUGUUUCUUCAACCAGACUGGUAUAAAAGAUGGUAACUGCGGUGGCCCGACAUCUGCCAACCAGGGUGGCAUCUCAGCGGCAAUGCCUGGUGGAUCCUGGGUUGGAGCUCUCGUUUCAGGCUUCAUUACCGACUGGCUGGGCCGUCGGGGUGCAAUUCAAUCGGGCUCGGUAAUCUGGUGCAUUGGCAGUGCCAUCGUCUGUUCCUCCUUCAGCAUCGGUCAGCUCGUCGUUGGUCGUUUCAUCAACGGUUUAUCGGUCGGCAUUCUCAGUGCUCAGGUACCGGUAUACGUCGCCGAAUUGGCCCAGCCCAGCAAGCGUGGCCAGGUGGUGGGCGCGCAGCAGUGGGCGAUCACCUGGGGUAUCUUGAUCAUGUUUUAUGUGUCCUAUGGCUGCAGCUUCAUUAAGGGACCCGCCGCUUGGCGAACCCCAUGGGGCCUGCAGAUGAUUCCCGCGGUUCUUCUCUUUUUCAUGGUCUUUCUCUUGCCAGAAAGCCCCCGUUGGUUGGCCAAGAAGGAUCGUUGGGAGGAGGCCCACGAGGUUCUCGCCUCGGUCCACGCCAAAGGAGAUCGCAAUGCCCCCUUUGUUCAUACCGAGCUACAGGAGAUUCGUGAUAUGGUUGAGUUUGAGCGUCAAAACAAGGAUGCCUCCUACCUGGAUCUUUUCAAGGGGAACAUGAUCUACCGGACCCACCUUGGUAUGUUCACACAGAUUUGGUCGCAGUUGACGGGCAUGAACGUGAUGAUGCUGUACAUCACUUAUGUAUUCGGCAUGGCUGGUCUUACCGGAAAUUCCAACCUCAUCGCAUCCUCGAUCCAGUACGUGAUCAAUGUCGUCAUGACCGUUCUGGCCUUGGUUUUUAUCGACCGUUGGGGCCGCCGCACCCCACUCCUGGUCGGCUCUACCCUCAUGAUGACCUGGAUGUUUGCCAACGCUGGCAUUAUGGCGUCUUAUGGUAAACCGGCCCCGCCAGGUGGCCUUCACAACGUCGCAGAGCAGUCAUGGGAUCUCAGUAGCUCGCCCAGAGCUGCAAAGGCACUGGAUCUACCCCCUGAGCUAUACCCUUUGCGCCUCCGUGGCAAGGCUGUGGCGCUGUCGACAUCCUCAAACUGGAUUUUCAACUUUGCUCUAUCCUAUUUCGUCCCCCCUGCCUUCGAGAACAUCCAAUGGAAGGUAUAUCUAGUAUUCGGCGUCUUCUGCUUUGCUAUGACGGUCCAUGUCUUCUUUGCGUUCCCUGAAACCGCCGGAAAGACACUAGAGGAUGUUGAAACAAUGUUCACAACCCCGGGCCUCAAGCCCUGGAAGACCACAGUUCAAUUCCACCAUGUUCGGAAGCUGGAGCAAGGAGCAAUUCAGUCAGAGAAACUCGCCGACCUCAACGCCGAGGAGGGGAAUGUUCAGGUCCCUAAGUCUGUCGCGAAAGAGACUUCAGUCUCCCAGAUUGAAUAG